Molecule: messenger RNA, 1595 nt
Organism: Pocillopora damicornis (cauliflower coral)
Lineage: Eukaryota; Metazoa; Cnidaria; Anthozoa; Scleractinia; Pocilloporidae
Product: melanocortin receptor 4-like
Biological process (GO): G protein-coupled receptor signaling pathway
Cellular component (GO): membrane
Molecular function (GO): G protein-coupled receptor activity
Source: RefSeq, a predicted model, not a curated record
GCUAAGCAGAUAGGUCUGCGAUCGCUAUUUGUUUAAAUACAAAUACGAGUGACUCUCACAGCGGUAUCAUAUUUCCACUUUGCAUGUCUUUCUGAAAAUCGGCAAAUGAAACUGUUCCUGUUUGUAUUGAUUCUCGCGGCGACUAAUUUGAAGAGUAAAUUCGCAAUGGGGUCCCUUUUCUGCAAACAGAGGUUGGAAGAAAAUAUGAAGCUCCUGACUCAUCAUUGGAUUUUUAUGAUUACAUUUUGUGUCCUGAACUUGAUGUUUUCCGUUUUGACAUGUCUUGCAAAUCUCAUCGUUAUCAGCGCUCUGAGAAAGGCAUCGUCAGUACCUUCGAAUCUGAAGAUAUUGUUCCUGAGUCUUGCUGUGGCUGAUUUCGCUGUUGGAAUGUGCCCUCAGCUGAUGUUUGGAGUUAUUGUUGCAGUGAUGUUGCACAAAAACGCAAAUGGAGACCAGCCCUUUGACUUGUGUUCAACCAGCUUUAUUUUGCUCUAUUUCUUCUUAUUUCUGUUGGCGUCCGCCUCGUUCUUGACCAUUCUAGCCAUCGCUGUGGAUAGAUAUCUAGCAGUUUCUCUUCAUCUCCGAUAUCAGGAACUCGUCACUACUAACCGAAUUGUGUUAGCGUUGAUAUCUUUAUGGGUAACAAGCGUUGUCACCGCUGCACUAUUCGUGUCUCUUCCAAACAACAAUCAUUUGGUGGUUGUGAUUGUCGAAGCCGUUGGAUUUCCUGUGACAACCAUAGCAUACAUCCGAAUCUACAAGGCCGUAAGAUAUCAUCAGAACAGAAUAAAUAGCCAAAUGAGAGAGGGUGGUCAUCGCUUGAAAGUAUUUAUCCGUGAGCAGAGGGCAGCUAUCAAUUCUUUGUUUUUCUAUGUUAUUUUCCUGGCUUGUUACACCCCACAUUUAUGCGGCACGAUUUUGUUAUUAACUGACAGUACUUCAAUAUCCUAUUUAGUAGCCAAUCAUGCAACUUUGUUCUUGGUUAUUCUAAAUUCUGCGUUAAACCCGCUGGUUUACUGCUGGCGAUAUAGACAAAUUCGCGUUUACGCGAUAAACACGAUAAGGAAACUCUUAAUCUCGCGUGACUCUGAAUAAUUUCUAUCCAUGCCAGAAUUGAAACGUAUAGCAUAUUUUAAUAAUCACAAAGGAGGGUCAAAAUUCCCUUUCGGUGCCCUCGGCUUGUUUUGUAAAAUAUCGCUCAUUCAAGAAGUAGCACAUUUGAAGAAAAGAUUAAGCAUUAGUAUCGUUUAAUUCUCCUUCACAUAUUUCGCACUAGGGAGUAUGUUAAUAGUCAGUUUUGAUUAGUGGACUAAACGACUCUUAAGAAAAAUAUUACAAAUAAGUCCUUAUGACGUUGAGCGUUACUAUGGUGAUAUUGUAUUUCCAGAGCAGCUGAUAUGAAUCCUAUGAGGACACAAAAUCCAUCAUAAAAUGUUGUUGAAUUAGCUUUGACAAGCACGUUUGUACCUUUUUUAAAACGAUUCUUUGUAUUAUUCCUUUUAUCGUUACUUCACAACUUUGGUAUUACAAAUACAACAUACUCAGAUAUAAAGCUAAUGUCGCACCACUUUUCAUAAUUUGUCUGUAAAAAUACU